GUUUUACCGUCCCCGUAUAACUAGUUCGUGAAAUCCUCAAUGCUCAUCAUUCAUAUUCAUGAGGUUUCAAUGAUUCCAGUAUUGUGGAUAUUCCAAGCUCCUGCAAUCCUCAUGGUUCCUCUUCCUGUCCGAUUCUACUCCAUCUAAUCACUACGCUCUCAUCAUAGAGAAACUCCUUUUUUAUUAUUGUUUCUUAGAACUUCUCCCGCCAAAAAAUAAUAAUAUCAUAUUUCCAUCUAUUCAUUCAUUCAUCCAGACAUCCAGACAUCUAUCCCCUCCAUCCCGUCCCAUCCCUUCUCGUCCCAUUCAUUCGCUUGAUACUAAUGAAAAUCGGCCGCCUCAUUAUCAGUGGCCCAUCAACUACUACCUACUCACCACUCACCACUCACCACUCACCACUCACCACUCACCACUCACCACUCACCACUCACCAUUCACCACUCACCACUCACCACUCACCACUGCAUCUACCCCCGUCUCCCAAAAACACAAAAUUCACUCCCUCUCUACACCUCACCCCUCAAAGACCAUAAGCUCGACGCCUCAAAUCGACUUCUUCCCGGAAUUCUCCCUCGCCCAUAUAGUACAAUAAUGCCAUAAUGCGAGUGGUUUCGCAGAAAGAUUCUGCGCCGUUGACUGCCAAAAGUGGUAAUCCAAAUAUGCCUUCCUACGAUAAGACAAAUCCCAAUCGACCAUUGGCACCCUCCAGUGCUUCGGCGAAUCGAGGAAACAAACCCAAGACUCCAUUAACUCCAAAAGUCUCGACGACAAGACCUGCUUCAAGACAAUCUCGUUCGGAAAAUACUACGCCGAAUAAUAUAAAAGACGAUUCCUCGACUCUCGGUCCUCCAUUCCUAAAUGGUAACAAUACAUCUGGAAGACCAACUACAAGAAAGACUCGCUUUGAUAGUAUAAGUCAUUCACCAUCUGGAACUCCCAUACCGUCGGAAGGUCCUCGAUUAUAUGAUCCUUCACAGCAUGCGUCUGGCUUGGGGAUUUCAGGCAUGGAGAGGGAUACAACGAAACGACCAACUGUAGCAUUCAGUCCCUCGAAUUCAGAGUUAAAUUAUUCACAAUCAUCGCAAUCCUCUGCCGACUCCAAAUUCUUCUUUGCUAGUGAUGCGAAACCACAUAGUCACAGUACGCAGCAAACAAAACCUCCGCCCACUAAAAAACCUGCCGCCUUCUUUCAUGCCAAUGGAGAUAAAGUUCCCAAGAAACAACCACCGCGUUCUGGAGCUUCGACCGUAGGAUCAACUAUUGGAGAGGAAAGAGGUCACGCAAAGUUUUUUCAUGCCAAUGGUACUCCGGAAUUAGGACUAUCGCCUUCACCACAAUUUGCGCCUCCUCGCCCGAGUUCGGUUCUCUCAACUCAUUCUCGAGUCACUUCACCACGAUUAGCAAAUCCUACGACAUCCCCUUCACAACGGCCCACGUCACCACAAAAAUUAAAUACUCAAUAUGCCUCAAUAUCAACAGCCAGAUCUCCAACCCCGCUGGCUUCUCCUGUUUUACCUCGACCAAAAGCUGUGGUUCGUGGACAAUCGGCGAAUAACAUCACACAGUCAAGAAGAACAAGUGCAGAUGGGGGGUUUGGACAUCAACGAAAUACAAGCACAGGAUCGUCUAUGGAAAGAUUGGUAUUGACAAGGAAGGUUUCAUCAGGAGGUCAUUCUACGGAUAUACCAAACCCAAUAACAAUCACAGAACCAUCAAGUCCAGCCUCGAUGUCAAAUACAGAUGAGAUACCUGAAGGGGAGGAGGAGGAGGAGGAGGAAGGGGAAAGUGAAGAUGAGGACGAGGAGGAUGGCGACGAUGAUGGGGAAUCGCUUUCCUCUGAAGACGAAGUGAUAGAAGAAGUCCUCAAAGCCGGAGGUUCGAUAGAGCGUAUGAACGAAUUAGCAGCCAUCGCACGAAACGAAAGAAAGGUUUUAGAUCUGGAAAUUACAAACUCAUCGCUUGCAGCUAUAAAUCGAACUCUAGAACGAGAAAUGAGGAGGCAGACUGCGGAAUUACGAAGAUAUAAACGACUUAGUCGUUCUGGUCGAUUAUCCAUGGCCACGGGAGCUUCAUCACGUGCAACAAGUGGGACUUUAGCUGUUGUGGAUGAGAGGGAGGGCAAUAGUUUAUCAGAUAUUAGUCAAGGGAACUCUGAUUUAGAUGAUGAAGAAGAUGAAGAAGAAGACGAUGAAGAUCCAUCUUCUGAAGAAGAUCUCAUUGAUGCCGGAACGUUAAGUCCUGGCGCGGUAGCAGAACAUGAUCUCAAACAUCGAAAGAAGGACGAGAAAAGAUUACGACUCGAUUUAUCAAAACAUCAACAACUGCUAAUCGACAGUCAAAACAUGAAUCAAAGUCUCAAAAAAUGUUUAGGCUGGACCGAAGAACUCAUCAACGAAGGGAAAAGAGCAUUAGAAUAUAAAGUUAAAACCAGCGAUAUAGAACCUCUCGCACCUCGCGUCUUAGCACCAGAUGAACUCGACGAUAAUGACGUUGAAAUGGAUAAUGAGGGUAUGUCAGCAAUUGGUGCGAGUCUUUUGAGAGAAGCCAGGAAAGCAGCAGCGGAACAAAAGGAGAAGGCGAAUAAUCUUGCGGUACCCACGGAAACAGAUGAACAAUUGGAGGAUUUAACUCAGGAUAUUCAAUUUGCGCUUUUUGCGUCAGGGGGAUCAAGUGAAAUUCCAGUGGAAGAGAAGAGUGAGGAAAGACCGGAAUCGAUACCACUUGCUCCACCUACUAGUCCAUGGGUUUCGACUUUUACAUCGAGGUUGCAAACUCGUUCGUAGGAGGGAGGGGAUAGAGAAAGGGGAAAAAAGGGAAAGGGACGGGAAAAGAAGAGGAUAUCUUGUACGAAUGAAAGGAGGAAAGACAGACGUGCAUAGCAUAGCAUAUCGCCACUCAUAAAUUUGCAAUCCGUAAUGCUUUCUUUAUUUUUCUGCUUUUUCUCCACAGUCAUGGUCUGGACUUGGACGCGGGACGGCUCAUACGGAAUGGAUAUUUGUUUUCAAGGGGUUUGGCGUUCUUUCUCUUACUGGUAUAUACACAUGGAUCCCUGGAUUGGCAUUGCGAAGGGCGCAUAUUUUUGCCAUUCUAUCUUAUGGAUGAGGUUCAGGAUGGGAUGCGGGUUGGGAUGGGCUUGCAUUGGAUUUAUUUGGAUUGCUUUUAAAUUGGAUUGGGAAGGGUUGAGGGCUGAGGGUCGAAAGGGGAAAGGGGAAAGGAAGGAAAGAAAUUCUAUUUUA
Molecule: messenger RNA, 3236 nt
Organism: Botrytis cinerea B05.10
Lineage: Eukaryota; Fungi; Ascomycota; Leotiomycetes; Helotiales; Sclerotiniaceae
Exons: 1
Coding region: 600-2783 (727 amino acids)
Source: RefSeq, a predicted model, not a curated record